GGGAAAGGAGGUAGUAAUAUUCUUUGUAAAACAUUAGGAAGAAGUUGAGUCAAGCUGUAGGGAUGGAGUACAAUUGAGCAAAGCCAUUGGGACAAAUUCCGAUAGGGAGGGAGUACAAUUGAGCAGCCUCGUAGCCUCAGAUUUUUCGUUUUCCUGCAAUCGUAAAAUGGCCAGAAGGUUGAGUCAAGCUGUAGCUGACCUCAUGGGCGGCAGAGGCGGCGUCGCGCAAUCUGUCACCUAUUCCCUUCGUACUCGCUCCGGAAUGGGCCUCCCUGUCGGCAAGCAUCUCGUUCCCGAUAAACCAGUCCCAGUGAAUGAUGAGCUUGUGUGGGACAAUGGGACUCCAUUCCCAGAACCCUGUAUUGAUCGUAUUGCUGAUACCGUCGGGAAGUAUGAAGCAUUGGCUUGGUUGUGCGGUGGAUUGGGAUGUUUUGCAACGCUAGGACUAUUAGCUGUCUGGAAUGAUAAAGCUGCCAAAAUUCCAUUUACACCAAAGGUUUACCCGUAUGACAACCUGAGAGUGGAGCUCGGGGGAGAUCCCUAGCCUAUGUAUCUUAAAUUGCCGGUGAAGGACCUGUCCGUGUUGUGGAGGUCUAAAUAAACCUGGAAAUAUAUGUGUUUUAUUGAACAUCUGAAAUGCCGAUGAAAGUUUACUUGAAAGCAACUUAUCAGUUGCCCUGAGAUGAUCUCUGAUUCUCUGUACUCUGCUGACAGUGGUGUUCUUGUAAGAGUUUGUGUAACAGUUG
This is a messenger RNA of Cuscuta europaea, 746 nucleotides long. NCBI's taxonomy places the organism in Eukaryota, Viridiplantae, Streptophyta, Magnoliopsida, Solanales, Convolvulaceae. The record is from the annotation of a GenBank genome assembly.